Clupea harengus (Atlantic herring) is the source of this 5923-nucleotide messenger RNA. It is a transcript of the gene zc3h11a, whose product is annotated as zinc finger CCCH-type containing 11A. Gene Ontology annotation, molecular function: metal ion binding. The transcript is spliced from 17 exons. Lineage: Eukaryota; Metazoa; Chordata; Actinopteri; Clupeiformes; Clupeidae. The coding region runs from base 2354 to 4933 and encodes 859 amino acids. The record is from RefSeq and is a predicted model, not a curated record. Gene Ontology annotation, biological process: poly(A)+ mRNA export from nucleus.
GACGCGCGUUUGCAAUAUUCGCCCGACCUCCUCUGAAGUAUGACGUCAAUGGAUUCGAAAUAUUGAAGCUGUAAACCAAGUGUUAGUUGUUCCUGAAAUUUAGCUCUUUGUGUUGUUUAACAUAAAUAGUUUUAUAUACAAUAUAUUUCAAGAGGGAAUUCGACAUUCAUAUCUGACUGUCCAGCCGACGCCAUCUUAUUUCCAGAAACCGAGUAGAGAAGAACAGGACAGAGUGGACGUCGAGAAAUAGAACGGAUAGUUACUAUUUCCUUUUAGUAAACUGGUAAUUAAUUCGAUUUACUGAAACACUUUAUGUUGUUAUUUAGUUGGAGCAUUGUGUAUCUCAAUGAGCUAAAGCGACCAAGAGUUUUGAGUAAUGUCCAUAUGAUAUGUAACUUAGCUAACAUUAGCUUGCAUGGUCGCUUGCUAACUUUCCUAGUAAGAAAUGGUUGCUUGCAACGAUGAACCACGGAUCAAUGACAUUAAGCUAACAACGUGUUGUCUCCAGUGUGUCUUGAAGUGCAUAACAUAGAUAGCUACCUCAGGCUGGAAGCCUUUGUAAUGUUAUCAUCUCCUCCCUCACACAGCUAACGUUAACUGAUAAAUCGUUGUUGGUUUGGAGUCCGCUAAUGUUAACAUUAGCUCUCCUUUUGUGGACUGUUAUAUUCUCUAGGACUUGUUCUGUUCAGGCUAAAUUGAUAACUGUAAGUAAACGUAACUUUUAUGAUAUGCUGACUUGAUUCAAACAUUGGUUAGCUAUUGUAUUUGGUAAUGUUCAGUUGAAGGGCCCAUAUUAGCUAGUGUUACUAGCUAGCUGGCAAGCAACUCAGGCUUGCUAGCUGACUUGCCGUGUAACGUUUCGAAACACCCCUGUGUGGUUAGCUAACGUUACCUAUAUUUAUAGAAGUGCUGGCGUUAGGUAACUACAGAAAAUAACUUGGAGAUAUUUAACGCUGACCAACCUUUUGUUGCAGUAGCAACGAGUGAAGAUGAACAACGCGUUCUCCAAAUAAUUCUGGUAAAAGAAACAGUCUUAUUGCUUCUCUGUUCUGUGCAUUUAUUUUAGCUAGUUAGCUCCCAUCAACAGUGGUAUAACGUAAAUGUGGCUAGCUUGACAUAGUAACCAUGUGCUGCAAAUAUUAUUGCCAGUUUAUGAUCUCACAGAAGUCGUGUAGAUCCACACUUUCUAAUUCUACUUAUUUGUUAUCUAGCAUAUUAAUGAAGUGCCUCGUGUUAUUACUUCCCAUAACAUCGAAUGACUCUCUUAUUUGGCUUUAUGGAAGCACCAUGGAUAAAUAUAAUGUAACAUCCCUGAAAAUGAGUCAGAAAGCUCCUGUCAUGUAUUUAGAUUUUGUAACAUAACCUAAGCCAGUAUUUCCACACUGUAACACGGUGUUGAUGUAUGAAAUGACUUGUCAAAUACAUCAAGUCCUACUUUCUGGAUCAAAACCAGAGGUUGGCUGAUUGUGCCUGAGGGUCAGACUCUUGUCUUUCCAUCAGCCACAAGGUUACUCUGGUGUCUGGGCAUUUAAAAUAUUGCAUAUAUGUUCAUGCAUUAUUUUAAGAUAUAAAUAAUACAUCAUUGCCUAAAUACUUUGGGUGUCGGCGGUCAGUGUCCAGAACCCAUCUCAUGCCCAGUUCACCUCAAAUAUUCCAGCAUUUUAAAUGAACCUGUUGGUGUAUGUCGGGGAGUGUCUUUCUGUUUUUUUCUAUGUUUAGGUAAAGAAGCUUCUUCUCUUUUCUGAAGAUUUCUGGAUAUGGAAUAAUUCCUUUUUUUUUCUGAGGAGAGGAUUGAGAUUUCUGGAAGAUUGCCAUUUUCUGCUCCUUUAUAUUUUUUUCUCCCCCCAGUAUUCAUCCUUUACCUUUUCCAUAUUUCUCUGAAAGGCCCACCCUCAACCCCUACAGUCAGCACUUUUUUUUUCUGUCAGUGACCCAGAUAUCAGAAGAUACAAGCCCUAAUCCCCCCCCCCCCCUUUUUAUUAUUAUAGUUUUUGAUGCCCUCCCCUCUUAACAGCCACCCAGAAGAUUAUUUUCAAAUUUACUUCAUCAUCCCUCUCACCCCUAGAUUGUCUUCAUUUGUCCACUAUUAAUAAAAAAAAAGAAAAGAAAGAAAAAAAAAAGACUUUUGCACCACGGAUGAAUAAUAGUUGAUCAGGCUAACGGGAGCAGUAGGAUCUAUUCUCGCCGUGCUUUCACUCUUUACUCACGGAUCAAGUCUUCCUUCAGGAUAUCUGCCCCAUCUCGGACCUCAGCACUUAAGAGAAGAGCAGGGGAUUCUUCUCAACCGCUCCAGAGAGAGCUCAGGCCCUGAAAGAGACAGCCAGUGAGAGGAUCCAGAGUUGCCUGUCCCAGCAUGACCAACCACGGUGAUGACUGUUACUUCUUCUACUACUCGACGUGCAGCAAGGGCGACAGCUGCCCGUUCAGACACUGCGAUGCCGCAAUGGGCAGCGAGAUGGUGUGCAGCCUGUGGCAAGAGAAUCGCUGCUUCCGCAAGGUCUGCAAGUUCCGCCACAUGGAGAUUCAGAAAAACAGGAAGGAGAUAGCAUGCUACUGGGAGAGACAGCCAUCAGGAUGCCAGAAGUCCCACUGCGCUUUUCACCAUGAGAGAGCUCGUUUCAUAGACGGAGUCUUUGUUCCUCCCAAUAAAGGCUCAGCUGUGAAGAAAGGCGGAGAGGAGGAGCCUACGCAGGAAGAGCCAGCCCCUCAGCCCCCCAAUCCUUCUAACCCCCAGCUCCGCGGUGUCAUAAAAGCUGACACGCAGGAGAACGUGCCCAGCCCCACCCAUCCACCAGUGGUCAUUAACCCUAUUGAUGACGAAGACGAAGAUGAGGACGAUCAGUUCUCAGAGGAAGGAGAUGAGCGGUCCAGAAUGUCCUCUCCAAGGAAACUGAUGAUGGGCCCCAAAGACGAUUCCUUGAACUUUGGUGUGCGGACGCUGGAGGAGAUCCGGCUGCGCAAAGCCCUAAAGGCCAGUCUAAGGAGAGCAGAGGAUGCAGGGCUUACAGUACCAAGCACUGGAGAGAAGGAGAACAUGAGCUCCAUCCUUCGCCCAGCACUUUUCACCGCCAAGAACCGUCCUGAAGAAGCAGGAAAGUGGAGAAUCACGGAUCGACUUGAGAAAAGAACACUUAACGAUGACACGCCUGUGGAGGGGGAGCUGCCUGUGAAGCGCAGCCUGUCCCAUCGCCUGGGUGGGAGGGCGGAUGGAUCAGAGGAUCCAGACCAACCCUCUCAGCGGGGUGCACAUUCAAUGCGGGAGAGACUGGGCCUGCAUGCAGAGUCCAGCAGCACUCCCAGCCCUGCAGCCACUAGCCAGCCGGGCCCUACUGGAGAGAUUCGUAUUAAGACGUUGGAGGAGAUUCGGCAGGAGAAGGCCGCCAAGUCCCAGGCACAGGCCUCCGACAGCCCUCCCAAGAAGAUCACGAAGAGCUUCUCCGAGACCCUCCUUGCCAAGAAAAAGCAGGAGCUGCAGAAGAGGAAGGUGCAUGUGGUGACCAAACCUGUGAGUAAAGAGACUCCAGAGGCCACACCCGUUGUCAAACCCUCCGCUCCGGCCCAGCCAAGCGGCGGGGUGCGGGUGAAGACCCUGGAGCAGAUCCGGCAGGAGAAGGCAGCCAGACUGGAAGCCCAGGCCCAGAGCCCUCCUGCCCAGGACCAGAGCUCAUCGUCGGGGUCUGAAGAAGGAGGAGCCCCUAACAAGAAGCGAAUCCUGCGUAUCAAAACACCUUCACCUGCAUCAGCUGAUGUCAAAGUGCAGAAACUUGCUGAGCUGCCUGAGAAGCCCAAAGAUGGUGGAUUUAAUGAGACGUUGGCCAAUGGGAAAGCUGUGGCUCCUGCUGUUGAGAAGGUGCGGCCAGACUCCAGCUCGGUGAAGGUUAAGACAUUUGAGGAGAUCAUGCAGGAGAAGCAGCUGCGCAGGCAGGAACAGGAAGCCACCCAGUCCCAGGCCACACCAGCUGCCCAGAAGCAGCCCAUCACGGUGACCAACACCACCACCAUCACCACCCCGGCGCCCAGCCCGCCCGCUCCUGUCCCUGCCCCUGCCCCUGCCCGCCAGCGCAUCACUGUAAAGCCCAAUGUGGCCCCUGCCGUCCUCAAUGCUGAGCCCCUUGUCGCUGCAAGCGCAGGUCCCAAAGACCUGCCUGUGAGCUUGGUGAAAAGGCCUAGGAUCGCUGCAGCUCCUGCUCCAGCCCCCACCCCUGCCCCGGCCCCCGCCCCUUUGCCGGUCCAGCAGAUCCCUGUCUCAGCAACGCCGCAACCAAACACAGCCCCAGAGACCGGCCCACUGAAGAAGUCCCCUGAGAAUAAAGUGAAACCCAAGGUAAAUGUGAAGCCAGUGGUGAAGCCAUCCUCUAUGAAGCCAUCCUCUAUGAAGCCGUCUGCACACGUGCGGCCGGGCCAGAAGAGGAAGGCGGCGGCCGGCAAGGGGUCAGCUGUUGCCGCGGUAAAACCCUUGAGCCCGGCUGCUGCCGCUGAAGAAGCCGCCGAGCUGCAGGAGCCGCCCUGCAAACGCUCUGAGGUGUCUGUACCCGCUCCUCCAUCUGCGUUAGAAGCAGCGGCCACCCAGAUUCCCCUCCAGGGCCAUGCCAUCAGCAGCUCUGCUGUCGAGGGUAACACACAGAAAAACGACCUCCAGACUGUGCCUGUGUUUGAGCAGAGCCCGGCCACACCCACAUCCAACAGCUCAGCGGAGAACCUCAUGACUGCCCCUCAGAGCCCUCCUGUGCCGAAGACCCCAAACCAGACGAGGGCACGCAAGGGAAGCACCACCACUCCCCGCAUCAACACCUCUGUUACGUCCAGCACCUCUAAUGUGGAUGACUUUGAACAGCUGAUCAAUGAGUUUGAGAUGGACGAUGAAGUCGAUCUGGGGCCUGACAAGGGGGAGGAUGACCUUCUCCUAGAAUUGUCGGAGAUGAUUGGUAGCUGAAAGAAAACACUCAAGACAAGCCCCCUGCACGCCUUCUUAUUCACUGUUACUGAAAAAAAAAAAAAAUGCCACCAUUUCCCUUUUAAACUGAACUCUGUUGCAUUUGGUUUUAAUUUGUGUUGGAUAAUAUUUCAGUGCUUUUAAUUUAAAGGCUUUUUUUAUGGUCCCCUUUAUCUCAUAAAAAUACAAAAAGGGGGGUUUUGUUUUGCUCAUUGAUAAGCUGAUGUUGACUCAGCUUUGUUGAGGAAUCAAGCCCUCUCUCAGAACCAUUCUCCCAAGAAAGCAGGGCUGAGGUAGAGAGUUGGACUAGACUCCCCUGGAGUAGGGGAAUCGUGUUGGUUAUUCCGUAUACUAUGUAUGCAAACAUCAAGCUUCAGAGACAUGGAACAGGGCUGGCUCAACAAAGUGAAGUUACACCACCCAGGAAUCUUUAAUGUGCUCUGUGUUUCAAAUCAUGUACAGAGUUGUAUUUCCCCCCCCCUUUCGUUUUAAAUUCAUUGUUAUCUCAGUCUCUUAGCCCAAGAAAAUGUGAUCAGUGACUCUUUAAUGUCUUACCCCUUGAAGCUCAAAGCCAUAGAGUUCCUAAACAUCUGACAUGCCUGUGGUCUUUUUGUGUUCAUGCGCAGUCCCCUUCUUAAGAUUUUUGUUUUGUUUUUGUUUGUGCAUCACUGGCAUCUGCUUUUUAUUCUCCACAUUACUUCAAGGGACCAUGUUGUAUCUACACUCUUUCAGUUACAAUUAUGGCUUGAAAAAAUGCUUCUCAGGGACUACACUUGAGCUGUCUGAUGGUUGCUGUACAGGUUACAAAUACUUUUCUCUGUUAAACUGUAUCCUGUGCUAUUGUCUCAUUUUAUUUUGUUGCCGCAUAAUUACUUCUCUAGAAGUAUCUCGUAUAUGAGUUACUGUGUCGUUAAUUUCUUUUGGUUCCUCUUCAUCUUCAAUCCUGUUGUAUAAGUCUUUGUAAAUAAUAAAAAAAAUCUUUUAUGAGAA